Molecule: messenger RNA, 1409 nt
Organism: Thalassophryne amazonica
Lineage: Eukaryota; Metazoa; Chordata; Actinopteri; Batrachoidiformes; Batrachoididae
Gene: meiob
Product: meiosis specific with OB-fold
Exons: 13
Coding region: 27-1409 (460 amino acids)
Biological process (GO): resolution of meiotic recombination intermediates
Molecular function (GO): single-stranded DNA binding; single-stranded DNA 3'-5' DNA exonuclease activity
Source: RefSeq, a predicted model, not a curated record
GCAGUGGAAAAAGAUUGUUUUAAAAAAUGUCCACUGAAAACUGCAUCGUCAUCUCUGAGCUGCAUCCAAACUUCUCUCAUCCGAAGGUGCUUGGUAUUGUGAUUGGAAAAUCUGAUGUCAGAAGCUUCCCAGACAGAAAAAAUGCUGGUGCAGACAGGUUCACUUUUGGCUUCACCAUUAAGGACUCAGUUGAUUAUUUUAUCAACGUAUCUGCCUGGGGAGACGAAAACUACAUCAGCGGGCUGUCAAGCAGCUUCAGCAUUGGAGACUGUGUCACUGUUGAAAAUCCUUUAGUCUCUCACAAAGACCCAGAGAAAGGCGAUAAAUUCUGCCCUGUAACACCGAGCCCGUACAGGCUGCUGGUGACUGACGCUCAUUCCCUGGUGUGUUUGUGUGCCGACACGGACACCAUUGACAGGCUGCUGCCACUAAUCCAUCUGCCAGUUAAGGAUUCCAGAGACUUCUACUCUCUGGGUGACAUAGUGGCCAACGGGCAGCGGCUGGAUGGCAGUGUGAUAAAUAUACUGGCUGCAGUGAGAUUGAUUGGAGAACCAAAGUCUUUCAUCACUUCUGACAAACGCAAAGGACAGAGGCUGGAAGUGAAGCUGUUUGAUGACUCUGUCUCAUACUUCCCCCUCGUCUGCUGGGACAGAGAAGCCAUUCAGCUUCUUCAGGCUUUGAUUCCGAAGGAGACGGUGCUCUUCAUAGCAGACACAAAAAUCGGCUUUGACAGUUUUCGCAACUGCAUGGCAGCAACUGUAAAUUCCAAAACCAUUAUCACAGUCAACCCUGAUACAAGGGAAGCCAGCCUGCUCUACAACUACGUUAAACAGAUGUCUGAAUCUGGAAGUCUGGAUCAAGAUGAGAAGCCAGAGGACGUGUCUGUGGAAUCCAUCACUGACAUGUACACGGUGAGCCAGCUGAAGCAAAAGGCUCUGGAGAACCCUGAAGUGUUCUUUGGCAUCAUGUACUGCUUCAUGUCCAAGCUUGACCUCGACUCUUCGGUUUCAAAAGUCAUCAAGACACGCUGCUCGAGGUGUAGGUUCCAGGUGGCUGAGGACCUGCAGAGCUGCACCAACCCGCUGUGUCUGGGGAAGGAUCAGGCCUUUUCAGUGAGCACAGGCUUUGACCUGCUGGUGGACUUCACGGACCACACGGGCACCCUGCAGAGCUGCAGCCUCAGGAGUCCAGUGGCCGAGAAGACACUCGGCUGCACUACGGACGACUUUACCUGUUUGACUGAUGACGAGCGAACUGCCAUGAAGUGGAAAUUUCUGUUGGAGAGAUGUAAAAUCGUUAUGAAGAUCCUCCCGUCCACCAGGACGAAGGCUGGAAUCAGGGGGACGGUUCUGUCCUGCUGCCUGGCAGAUCCAGGGGAGGUCAAGCAGCACAUGGUGGCUCUGCAGUGA